GAAGGUGAAAUAAGAAAAUACGAUCCGUAAAUGCGAUGAUCAUAUCUACGUACGAAAAUAUGAAUCUGCAUCCCAGAAACAACCCAUCUGUGUCGCAAACCCAACCUGCGCAGGUUACAGCUGUGAGAUGGCUAUCUGCUGGGGAGAAGUUUAGGGAGGAGGUCUCGGCCGCCCGUCCUGGCAUUGUGGGAUACAGCUGAGCAAGAUCCAUUUUGGUACGUGAAAUCCCGGCUGGCAGAGGAACAAGUGCUGCGUUCUGUGGCGACAACCAGAUGCGGGCACGUCAGCUGGGAACGGAGCCGCGCUCGGGACGAGACGAGUUGUUUGGCGUCGCGUAAUUAUAGCACGCAGCAGCCUGUAGCAGCAGGUCGUGGGGGGAGGAGAGGCCGAGUUGGCGGGACGUCAGCUCGUCGCCAGACUGUCAUCUCUCAUCUCUUUCUCUCCUCAAAACAAUACUUGGAUGAUCCAGAGAGGGAGGAGGAAGAGGUGAGAAGAAGAAGAAGAAGAAGAAGAAGAAGAGAAGAGGAGGAGGAGCAGCCCCAGCAGCAGCAGCAGCAACCAAAUUUCUCAAAGAUGAGUCUUUUCGGCCUCGGAAACAGGAAUCAGAAGACAUUUCGGCCUAAAAAGAAUGCUCCAUCUGGAAAUAAGGGUGCGCAACUCAAAAGACACAUUGAUGCUACUCUGGGGAGUGGGAACCUAAGGGAGGCUGUUCGGUUGCCGCCUGGAGAAGACAUCAAUGAAUGGCUUGCUGUCAAUACUGUUGACUUCUUCAAUCAAGUAAAUAUAUUGUACGGCACUCUCGCUGAAUUUUGUACCCCAACCAGCUGCCCAACAAUGUCAGCAGGACCAAAGUUCGAGUACAGGUGGGCUGAUGGAGUUCAAAUCAGAAAGCCAAUUGAGGUUUCUGCACCAAAAUAUGUUGAUUAUUUGAUGGACUGGAUUGAAGCACAGCUAGAUAAUGAAUCCAUAUUUCCCCAAAGGCUUGGAGUUCCAUUUCCUCCCAACUUCGGCGAAGUUGUAAAAACAAUUUUUAAGCGUCUCUUUCGGGUAUAUGCUCAUAUAUAUCAUUCACAUUUCCAAAGAAUCGUGAGUCUCAAGGAAGAAGCUCAUCUCAACACCUGCUUCAAGCACUUCACCUUAUUCACAUGUGAAUUUCGCCUGAUUGAUGAGGGAGAGCUCGCCCCUCUGCGAGAUCUAAUUGAAUCCAUUAUCCAAGCACAUUGAGAAUAUAAAUAACCUGAAGUCAUAUCUUCUUUUCUCUUCUUCCUUGGAUCGGAUAGUAAUUCUUCUUCAUGUGGAUGAUUUUGUGGUGGGGGGAAAAAAAAUUUCUCCUCUUCUCUUCUUCCUGGAAUAGUGAUUUUUUUUCAUGUCGAUGAUGUUGUGGACAAAAAGAAGAAAAUUUUCUCGGUAGUCUUCAAAUGUUGUCUUCUACCAAAUGCAAUUCACUUCCAGAAAGAGUGGAUGUGAACUUUCUCAUGUUGUUUGAUGCGAGAGUAAUGCCAUCAUUGCGGUGCACAAAGCAAAAUCAAUAGUUUUAAGAGACUAUGAAAACAAUUUAACUUAGAUAUUGUGGAUUGUGAACUUUUUAUAAAUAAAUAUUUUUGUGUCAUUUAAUAUUUUUGAUAUUUUGAAGUUAUUUUGGUACUUGAAAUAUGACAUUAUGUUUAUCGAUAACUAACAUUUUAUUAAUGUAUUUUAUAAUUUAUUGUUUAGUAUUUAAAAUAUGCUAAUAAUAUUUUAUUAGAUGAAUCAUACAUUGUUUU
This is a messenger RNA of Musa acuminata AAA Group (dessert banana), 1763 nucleotides long. Its product is annotated as MOB kinase activator-like 1A. Lineage: Eukaryota; Viridiplantae; Streptophyta; Magnoliopsida; Zingiberales; Musaceae. Gene Ontology annotation, cellular component: cytoplasm. The record is from RefSeq and is a predicted model, not a curated record. The transcript has 7 exons. Bases 574 to 1224 code for a protein of 216 amino acids.